This is a messenger RNA of Paramormyrops kingsleyae, 1808 nucleotides long. NCBI's taxonomy places the organism in Eukaryota, Metazoa, Chordata, Actinopteri, Osteoglossiformes, Mormyridae. The record is from RefSeq and is a predicted model, not a curated record.
UAAAUUCAUUUUCGACUACGCUGUGAACGACGGAUUUUGUAGUCUUUAAUGAUUCCAAGCCUUAUAUCAAAUAUACGAGACACGUUUUAUUAUCAUGAUUAUUCUUUUGCUAACGUUUCUUAAUACACGUCGCGCGGAAGUAUGGUAGAAUUGAGAAGACGCCGGGGCCAUGUCUUCACUGCCAACAGAUCUUCCAUGAUGAAUAGAGCUGUGGCAACUUGCUGGACGUUGAUCCUGCUGUCCGCCUUCCUCUGUGACACCGUCGUCUCCAAAGGAGGGAGAGGAGGAGCACGGGGUGCUGCCCGCGGCAGUGCACGCGGUUCACGAACUCGGGCCCGCUUCACAGGGCGCUAUAGCUCGUCCCAAGCGAGGGUGGCGGCGGCAGCCGCAGCCGGUGCGGCGGUCGGGCUGGCCGCUGGGGGCUGGUAUGCCUCGUCCCAGGUCCGCCCAUAUGACAGCUCAGAGUCACUCACGGGUGACGAUCAGUAUGGCAACUGGACCAACAGCGACUUCUACAGCGCCAGAACAUCAGCCUCUCUGAAGCCUGUGUCUUCCAUUGGACUGGUUGUCACAGUGUUUUGUUCGAUCAACAUUCUUAUCCAAAUCAACCUCUAGGAAGCUGGCUUGUCCUACAGCCAAUGGAAAGUACACAUUGGAAGUAGGCUUGUCUAGCAGCCAAUGGGAAAUGAGCAGUAAGAUAAAUAGGCUUGCCUUUUGCCAAGGAAAACACCAUUUACUGAAGAAAUACCAGCUCGGGGAUCAGUAUUUUCAUUUGUAUUCACAUAUGCCAAGUGUACACAUACAAACGAUAGAAAUUAGAAUUUUAAUUAAUAGUUAUGCUAAUAAUCCUUUAUAAAGAACAAAAGCAAUGUAUGCUUGUAAAUACAUGACACAUGACAACAGAUAUCACUGCCAAGUUUUUAAUACAACAAAAGGUAAAUAAAAUAAUAAAUAGAAUAAAGUAGGCUUAACCACAAACCUUGGUUGUGUAAACAGUUUGGAAAUUGCGUGAAUGGAUGGAUCUAGAGCCACAGUAGAACAUGCAGAUGUGGGAAGAUCAAUCACACUAAGGGGUCACCUUGAAGAAUGAAACAAACCUGAUCUUUGCCCAAGGUUUGAAAAGAAGCGGUUAUUAAAAUCACAGCUAGGCCAGUCACUAUAUGCUGUAAUGGGUGUGGGUCAUUCAUUUCGGUUAUUUUUGAAUGUCUUACCAUGAAAUGUCCCCGUUGAAGUAGGUCAAGGCCAAACAAGAGCUUCUCUGGGUGUCCUGACCAACCUCAGACGCUUUGUGUUGAAGGUCCUAACAGCAUUGCAGUGUAGUAUGUGAUACAUGGUCUACAGACAGAGAGCUAGUGCAUGUUAUGUAAAAAUUACUUUAUAGACAAAAGUAAAUAUAUAAUCUUUAUAUCCUUUUUCUUAUAGUUCAGAUACAUGCAUUUAUUGAUAUUGAAUAGAUCUUUUUACUAUGUUAGAUACUGUUGUGAAUUGUACCAUGUCCAGAGCAGUGUUGACACUCGGAGCGCGUGGUGCUUGGCGUUUGUUAGGGGUGCGUUUAAAUACAGCUUAACAGCUCACAUUCACAGGACUCUUACUGAGCCCAAAGCACAGAGAAGCUGCCUUACGACUGACUUCCACACUGCAGCUUAACACCGUAACAUUGACACGUGUUCUGAACUGAUGCUAUUGGCCUAUGCUAAUACUUUGUAACAUUUAACGCGCAGUUACUGGACCUUUGAUACAGGUCAAAUUUGUGCAUUAUGUCAAAGAUCCUUUUUUGACAGGUUUAAAUAAAGAGUACUGUUAUCAAA